Messenger RNA from Aphanomyces astaci, 222 nucleotides. RefSeq lists its product as hypothetical. NCBI's taxonomy places the organism in Eukaryota, Oomycota, Saprolegniomycetes, Saprolegniales, Verrucalvaceae. The coding region runs from base 1 to 222 and encodes 73 amino acids. The transcript has 2 exons. The record is from RefSeq and is a predicted model, not a curated record.
AUGAACGAGACACAUAGCAAGCAUCUUGGCCUUGUCUCCACGAAAGGGCCCCAAAGCACACGACGGCAUGUCGACAAGGCGGAGACCGUGCAGGACCUCAAAGACAAGUUUCCAGCGCAUGCGAUGCAGCUCUACUGGGUGAAUGGUCUCAUGCAAGACAAGGACGAACGGCUUGUGUUUAACGCGACGACCAUCGAAACAAGGUGCCUGCUGUGUGGUUGA